GUAGUUGCAGGUUGUACUUGAAUAGGUUAUGUUUGAUUGUAAAUAAUUAACAUUAACUAUUUAUUUAAGUGUUCCUCAACAGCUAAUAUAAUUGUCGUUUUCUUUGUAUGACUUGAUUUCUUGUAGCAACUAAAUAGGUCAACUAAUUACAGGACUUUAUUGAGUACUUCCAUCAGAGCGUGACAUUUAUAACCCUGCCAAAAAUAUGUCCAAAAUUAACCAAGACAUCUUGACAGAGGAGGAAAUCGAAGAAGAAUUGUUAAACAAUGAUUUGAUAAAUUCUGGUGGAGUUGAGAAUCAAUCAUCCUUACAACAAAUGAACCUUGAAGAAAAGAAAAACUUGUUACGCUGCAUUAAACAGUCCAAAGACAGUUUUCAUCCAGAGGCUGGUUCGUCUUCAAGGUCAAUGAAAAAACCCAUAAUAAUAGAUACAACACCCUCUGAGUUUCCACCUUUACCCACCACUGUGAGAACUAACAGACUGAAAUUGCCAAAAAGAGAGUCCAAAAACGAAUCUAGUGAAAGUAAGGAUACCUGUAUCAAUUUGAUAGACGAUGAUCCAUUUCCAAUAUUUGGCGAACCAACAAAAUUUAGUCUACCUUGUUGUGUCAGUGACAAUGCUCCACCACUUCCAAUGCCAGAUCGAGCGUUCGGACGUGAGAAAUGUCCAUAUUACAGAUUUAGGGGCGAGUCCAGAGAAGACACGUUAAGAAGGAUGCUUCACGAUCAUGACUCGUGGAAAAACAGAUACAUUGCGGAGACAAGGAAACUGGAGUCUCAAGCUCUAGUUGAGAACAUAGCUUCUGAUGAAAAAGAAGGAAAAAAUGAAGAAAACGGUGAAGAUGGCGAAACUGAUCCUUACAUAUUUACAGAAAGUACCAAGACCUACAGCAAGGGCAAGAAGAAAGAGACAAAGAUGAUGUCGGACAGUGCACCUCCACAGAACAGCCGUACCCCUCAGCGGAGGACGAGCAGAGACUCCGACUGUGAGGAGAUAACACCCAUCUUGAAAACAGAGGAUACCAAGUUGGGCGAGUGGAUGACAGCAGCCAAACCAAGGAACAAACGGAACAGAAAACAGGACACCAACAGAACUAGACUUCAGGGUCAACCAGACAUUGAGAUAGAGUUUGAGAACAGAUCGUUGUGGGGGGGCCGUGCAGGGCCUCAAUCCCCUGCCCCUACCAGGAGAUCUUACCCUCCACCCGGUGUAUCCAAGGUCCAAGAAGAAGAAAAAAAUGUACAAUGUCCUAUAUGUCAGCAGAACUUCACAAGGUCAACAAUCGAGAAUCACGCGGCCACUUGCGAGGGGUUUUCAAGCUCUCCUAUGGAUGUUGAAGAGGGGUUAUAAAAGAUAAUAAGUGUAUAAAUCUUGCAGAGAUGUAAGAGAAAGAUGGAGGCCUAAAGAAAAUUACCGUUGGCAUUGUUAUGUUUGAAGAAAAACAUGAUGAUAAUUAUUAUGACUUGUAAUUGUCGUUGUUCAUAUAUAUAUAUACUGUAUGUUGUUCAUAUAUUAAGCAAUCUAAUAUUUUUUGUUAAAUUUAUUUAACUAGUAAUAAAACCAAUUGAUUUUGCAC
Messenger RNA from Macrosteles quadrilineatus (aster leafhopper), 1577 nucleotides. RefSeq lists its product as uncharacterized. The record is from RefSeq and is a predicted model, not a curated record. The transcript has 8 exons. NCBI's taxonomy places the organism in Eukaryota, Metazoa, Arthropoda, Insecta, Hemiptera, Cicadellidae. Bases 206 to 1351 code for a protein of 381 amino acids.